GGAGGGAGGAGGAUGAGAGUGCCUGGCAGCGUGAGACAGCCUGUCUGCUGCUGAGCCAUUACAUGGAGGCCUGACACUCGGUGCAGGUGGCCCAGAUCCCCCUGACAUGGGAGAGACACACCGGGCGUACGCCUAGAGACCCCGCCACCUCCACCGGGAGAGAGAGAGAGAGAGCGUCAUCUCCACUGGGGGAGAGACCGUCACCAAGAGAGACACAAACACCAUCAAGUCUAUAGGAAGAGAGACCGUCACCUCCAUAGCAGCAUCCUCCAUCCAUCCACACCCACAGCAGGUCAUGUGAUCUCUUCUUAACGACAAGGAUGGUUUCCACCAUGUGAUUUGAACAACCUGCGCAUGUGAUGAGGCAGAGAAAAAGCACAAACCCUACCGAGAUGGCAAAAAUGACGCACAGUUGCACUCUUCUCGUUUUGCUCUGGCUGUCUCGUGUGUAUGGAACACCAAACAACAGCACAACAGGAUGCCGGAUCAUACACCCUCCUAGAGACGGGGGGAUCCGUUACAGGGGUCUCACCCUUACUCAGGUAAAGGCGGUUGAGAUGCUUCCGGUGGAUUAUGAGAUUGAAUUUGUUUGCCGCGGAGAAAGGGAGAUUUCUGGUCCAAAAGUACGCAAGUGUCAGCUGGAUGGGACCUGGACAGAUAUGGACAAACCAAGCCGCUGUCUCCCCACCUGCCCACGUAUGCACCUGAAGCUGGAGAACGGGCAGGUGGAUGUCGGCGCGAUGGGCCGAGUACCAAUGGAGGGCACAAGCAUCCGGUUCCGAUGUGACCCAGGCUUCCUGCUGGUGGGCUCCAGUCACAGCAUGUGUACCAAAGCGGGGAAAUGGGACCACCCUAAACCUAGCUGCCAAGUCCGUCGGCCGGACUCAUCACGUAAGAAAGCCCUGCACGUGGGCGCCCUCUUCCCCAUGAGCGGGGGCUGGCCCGGGGGACAGGCCUGUCACCCAGCCGCACAGAUGGCCCUGGAGGACGUCAACAACCGGAGGGACAUUUUACCGGAGUACGAGCUCAGGCUGAUACACCACGACAGCCAGUGUGACCCCGGGCAGGCCACACGGCACCUGUACGAGCUUCUGUACAAUGACCCUAUUAAGAUCAUGUUGAUGCCAGGGUGCAGCAGUGUGUCCACGCUGGUGGCGGAAGCGGCUCGCAUGUGGAACCUCAUAGUGCUUUCUUACGGUUCAAGUUCACCUGCGUUGUCCAACCGCCAGAGGUUUCCAACCUUCUUCCGCACGCACCCCUCAGCUACCUUGCACAACCCCACCAGGGUCCAGCUUUUCAAAAAGUGGGGAUGGACAAAGAUCGCUACCAUACAGCAGACGACUGAGGUCUUCACAUCUACUCUUGAUGAUCUAGAGGAGCGAGUAAAAGAAGCGGGCAUUGAGAUUACCUUCCGACAGAGUUUUUUCUCUGACCCGACCGUUCCUGUGAAAAAUCUUAAGAGACAGGAUGCAAGAAUAAUAGUCGGCUUAUUCUAUGAGACGGAAGCGCGGAAGGUCUUUUGUGAGGUCUACAAGGAACGUCUCUUUGGUAAGAAGUAUGUCUGGUUUUUGAUUGGUUGGUACGCGGACAACUGGUUCAAGACACCAGAUCCAGCCAUCAACUGCACGGUGGAAGAGAUGACUCGGGCUGUUGAGGGUCAUGUGACCACAGAGAUUGUCAUGCUGAACCCAGAAAAUACCCGCGGUAUCUCCAACAUGACAUCUCAAGAGUUCAUGGAUAAGCUUCAAAAACGUCUUGGUAAAGAUCCAGAAGGAGUCGGAGGACUACAAGAAGCACCCCUGGCCUAUGAUGCCAUCUGGGCUCUCGCGCUGGCCCUCAAUAAGACCUCUUAUGAGCUGUCCAAGAGAGGAUUGCGUCUUGAAGACUUCAACUAUAACAACGAUAACAUCAGCCGGGAGAUCUACAAAGCCAUGAAUUCCUCUUCCUUCGAUGGCGUCUCGGGUCACGUGGUGUUUGAUGCCAGUGGGUCCCGUAUGGCCUGGACACUUAUCGAGCAGUUACAAGGUGGUCUCUACAAGAAGAUUGGGUAUUACGACAGUACCAAGGACAACCUCUCUUGGUAUAACAACGAUAAGUGGAUCGGGGGUUCUCCUCCUUCUGACCACACCAAGGUGAUCAUCACCUUCCGCUACGUCUCUCAGAAGCUCUUCAUUUCCGUCUCGGUUCUGGCCGGACUCGGCAUACUCUUGGGUUUCGUCUGCCUGUCUUUUAACAUCUACAACAGCCACGUGAGGUACAUCCAAAAUUCCCAGCCUCACCUGAACGACGUUACGGCGGCAGGAUGCAUACUGGCUCUCGCUGCCGUCUUCCCACUUGGUCUGGAUGGGCACCACAUAGAGACGUGGCACUUCCCCCUGGUGUGCCAGGCUCGCCUCUGGCUUCUGGGACUUGGCUUCAGCUUGGCCUAUGGCAGCAUGUUUACCAAAAUCUGGUGGAUCCAUACGGCGUUUACCAAGAAAGACGACAAGAAGGAGAGGAGGAAGCAAUCUCAGACGUUGGAGCCCUGGAAGUUGUAUAGUACGGUGUCCUUGCUGUUGGGUCUGGAUGUCAUCACACUAGGAAUCUGGCAGAUUGUGGAUCCUCUGCAGAGGGAUAUUGAGGAGUUUACUAAAGAAGAGCCUCGUGGAGACCUGGAUGUCCUCAUCCUCCCUCAGCUGGAACAUUGUAGCUCUGUGAAGAUGAACACUUGGCUUGGUAUUGUGUACGGUUCCAAGGGUCUUCUUCUUUUGCUUGGCAUAUUCCUAGCCUACGAGACGAAGAGCGUCUCCACCGAGAAGAUCAAUGACCAUCGCGCGGUGGGGAUGGCCAUAUACAAUGUAGCAGUCUUGUGUCUAAUAACUGCGCCAGUCACCAUGAUCCUCAGUAGUCAACAGGACGCCUGCUUUGCAUUCGCAUCUUUGGCCAUCGUCUUUUCGGCCUACAUAACCCUAGUUGUCCUCUUCGUACCUAAGAUGAGAAGACUUAUCACCCGGGGAGAGUGGCAGUCUGAGCAGCAGGAUACUCUGAAGACGGGAUCAUCCACCAAUAAUAAUGAAGAGGAAAAGUCCCGUCUACUGGAGCGGGAGAACCAGGAACUGGGCCGGAUUAUCGCUGAGAAAGAAGAGCGGGUUAUGGAACUGCGUCAACAGUUGCGCUCUCGCAGGAAGCAGUCCGUGACAGCCCGUGAGAACUGCUCUGACAAUCACUACCCAAACUCCUCGGGGGCGGUCUCUUCUCUGUACCAGCCCGGCCUCCCUCUCGCCAGGUGUUUGGUAGCCGAGGGAGGAGACAAGCUGGGGAGGAACAGCUGUGACGGGAGCAUGGUCCACCUUCUUUACAAGUAGAGAAGUCUCACCAACCAGCGGUUGCCCAGAAGGAACCAGGAUGCCCUUUUACUGCAUAGCUGUCAGUACACUGUGUGGCCUGCCCUCCUUUAUCACCACUCUUCCAGGACGUGUCUUCCCAAAUCCCAUUUUUCUAUGUCUCCCCCUUCUACGUCUGUCUCUCAUUGACCUCCCUUUUUUUCUCUCAUCCUCUCGAUUCCAAUUUUUGUCUUGGCAUUCUCCUCGGUCUCUAAUCUGGAUCUCAUAUUGUAAUCUCAUAUAAUCGACGGCACUUUAAACUUUCAUAUCAGCCACUAGAGCCCUCCUAUUCAAGCACAGAUUCCUGUCUCCACCGGAAGCCACACUUGUGAAGCCUUGAAACAAUUCCCCAACCAUUUGGCUUCUCCCCUGCAGGGAACAGUCAUGAUCUACUAAUACCUGGAGUAAUCUGCACCCACUGCACUUACAAUUUGUUUUCUAAACUGUGAUUGGCUAUUGCAAUAAAUAAACGAGAGAUAAUUUUUAUUGUUCA
Rana temporaria (common frog) is the source of this 3855-nucleotide messenger RNA. It is a transcript of the gene GABBR1, whose product is annotated as gamma-aminobutyric acid type B receptor subunit 1. Gene Ontology annotation, cellular component: membrane; G protein-coupled receptor heterodimeric complex. The record is from RefSeq and is a predicted model, not a curated record. The coding region runs from base 360 to 3344 and encodes 994 amino acids. Gene Ontology annotation, biological process: gamma-aminobutyric acid signaling pathway; G protein-coupled receptor signaling pathway. NCBI's taxonomy places the organism in Eukaryota, Metazoa, Chordata, Amphibia, Anura, Ranidae. Gene Ontology annotation, molecular function: G protein-coupled GABA receptor activity. The transcript has 24 exons.